Microstroma glucosiphilum is the source of this 2736-nucleotide messenger RNA. Its product is annotated as DNA/RNA polymerase. Bases 83 to 2605 code for a protein of 840 amino acids. NCBI's taxonomy places the organism in Eukaryota, Fungi, Basidiomycota, Exobasidiomycetes, Microstromatales, Microstromataceae. Gene Ontology annotation, molecular function: damaged DNA binding; DNA-directed DNA polymerase activity. Gene Ontology annotation, biological process: error-prone translesion synthesis. Gene Ontology annotation, cellular component: nucleus. The transcript is spliced from 2 exons. The record is from RefSeq and is a predicted model, not a curated record.
CUUCUCUCCAUCGCUACAAUCUUCACCCCCUUCGCUCGCAAGCAGCCUAUAUACGGAGCAGCAGGUCUGCCGAGGAGCCAUCAUGGCGGCCUUUGUACGAGAUCGAGACCUGGAGCAUCUCGACCAGACCACAGACCCCACCGCCGCCGAGGGUCCAGCUGCUGCUGCCGCUGCCUCUUCAUCGUCAUCUUCCCGCCUCGCUCCAGUCCCUCCUGCGAAUACUGGUCGAGGUCACUCAUCUUCAGUCUCUCCGCAGAAGAAGCAGAGCAGAUACGUAGAUGCGACCAAUGUAAAGGCCAACGAGUCUCUCCUGAAGCGCAUGGGCGGGCCCUCGGCGGCCAAGGCGGGACUGACAAAGGAUCAGGACGAGAUCAAUCGCAUCAUCUACGAGGCGUCCAAGGGCAGCAAGUAUUUUGAGAACGAGAGGAAGAGUGACGAGAGAAUCACAAAAAAGGUUGAGGCCAUGCUGGAGAAGAUGCAUGAGAGGUUACAGGCGGUGCCAGAAGGAAGUCCAGAGUGGACUUCGAUUGAGAAAAAGGCAGAAGCUAUGAGGAAUAGGGUAGAGACGCAGCGCGUUCUGAGCCAGUACAUCGUACACGUUGACUGCGACAUGUUCUAUGCGGCUGUAGAGCUCAAGAGAGACCCUUCGCUCAAGGGCAAAGCCUUUGGGGUCGGGAAAGGCGUCCUCGUUACAGCCAGCUACGAGGCCAGGAGAUUCGGGGUCAGGUCGGGCAUGGCAUCCUACAUAGCCAUGAAGCUCUGUCCGCAUCUCAUUACAGUCCCCAAUGACAUGCAGAGCUAUGUCGCUGCUUCAAGGCAAAUCAUGGACAUCUUACACCGCUUCGACGAGAACCUCGCUCAGGCCUCGCUGGACGAGGCUUACCUCGACGUUACCGCAUUUUGCCGUCUCAACAAGAUGGACGUCAGUGACGCUGUAGCGCAGCUACGUCAGGAAGUCAGAGACGAGACUGGUCUCACAGUCUCUGUUGGCGUGGCUCCAAACAAGAUGCUUGCCAAGAUCGGCUCGGACAAGAACAAGCCCGACGGACAGUACAUUCUUGACUUCACCAGAGAGGCUAGCAUCGAGUUCAUGGAUCAGCUGCCCGUUAGAAAGGUGCCUGGAAUUGGUCGAGUCACAGAGAGGAUGCUGCAGUCUUUGGGCGUCGAGACAUGCGGCGACGUCUGGAGGUUGCGAGUGAAGAUUGCUCUCGUGUUGGGAGAUGAGCACCUGCAGUGGCUGCUACGCUACUACCUUGGCAUCGCCUCAUCCGUCGUCGAGCCUGGCAAGCGAGAAGAGCGCAAGUCCGUCGGCCGCGAGCAUACCUUCCAGCCCACAAGCGACCCGGAGAAGCUCUUUGAGCUCCUUCGCGAAUCAGCCGAGACGGUCGAGGACGAUCUGAAACGCCUGGACUUCGUAGGCCGCAAAGUGACGCUCAUUUGCAAGUAUGACAACUUCCAGCGUUUCACUCGCGAUCAGACACAAACCAAGUACGUCUCUACGGCAGACGACAUCUAUCGAGUGGUGCGUAGUCUCCUCGAAUACGAGCUCAAGGUACAACCAGGACUCUCUCUACGCUUGAUUGGAGCACGAGUCGGAACGCUCAUGGACGUACGGAAGCCGGCCGAUGGAGGACCUCUAAAGCGCUUCUUCGACAAGGGAGCAAGCGGAGAGGGUUCUGGCCCUGUUUCGCCGAAGAAGAGGCGGAUCAGGAGAGAUGCUGGCCAUCCUGACUCUGUGACUGCCAGAGAUGGCAUGUCUGGCGCCGAAGCAGACAUGGACCUUGAAGGUGAUGCCGAGGACGAGGAGAGCCGACAGAUUCGCCUGGCCAUUGCCGCUUCGCUAGAGGACAUGGAGCAGUCCCGCCUUGACGAUGAUCGCAAUGACGACGAGCAAGGGUCAGCCCGUCCUUCGGUUGACGAGCAAGAGUGGGAGCUCCCCCCACCUGCUGAACGCUCCGCCGCAACAUUCGCCAAUGCUCUCCACCGCUCCAGCGCCGAAGUAGUCCGGCCAGCCCACAAGGCGCGACUGAAAGGGGACGACGGAGAGAUUCGCGAAGCCAUGCGCACCCACGAGGAGACGGCGGCGGCGGCGGCAGCAGCGGACAAGAAGGCACGAGAGCCACCGAGAGCGUCGUGGUUCGUCAAGAGACGGUCGCCUGCUGGCGGUUCGGCUAGUCCUGCUCCCGGAGAAGGGGAAGCGGGAGGAGUGGGCGAAAGCAAUACUGCAAUCAAUGGGAGCGGGAGCAGCAGUACAGGCGCGACUGAGCCUCUUGUCUGCCCGAUCUGUUCGCAACCUGUAGAAGUGCGCUUUGGGUCUACCUUGGCGGGGAGGAAUGCCCAGCUAAACAAGCACAUCGACGCCUGUCUGCAGGGCGCUACCACAACCACAGACCUCGACUCUGCGAGCAGCAGCAAUCACAGCAACAAUAAGAGCAAAAGCAAGAGCAAGACCAAUUCCGAUACCAGCGCGAGCGCAAGCAAACCUGCGCGUCAGCAACAUUCCAAUACCUCGAAGGGCAAGGCGGCGGGAGACAAGAAGGAUGGUAAUAGUGGUGGGCCAAAGGGGAAGAACAAGUCGGCCCUAGAGCGCUUCCUUGGGCGAUGAGCCAGCGAGCCGAGUCGAGCCGAGGGCAAGGCGAACACCAUGGUCGCGGACGGCUCUAUUGUAGCGUUCUGUAUUUUAGUCUUCGUACCUACCAUCUGUAUACUAGCUGCAAUCAACCAGAUCUCUGCGAC